Messenger RNA from Anolis sagrei ordinatus, 2814 nucleotides. RefSeq names its product aldehyde dehydrogenase 6 family member A1 (gene ALDH6A1). Lineage: Eukaryota; Metazoa; Chordata; Lepidosauria; Squamata; Anolidae. Gene Ontology annotation, molecular function: malonate-semialdehyde dehydrogenase (acetylating, [NAD(P)+]) activity; methylmalonate-semialdehyde dehydrogenase (acylating, NAD+) activity. The record is from RefSeq and is a predicted model, not a curated record. Gene Ontology annotation, cellular component: mitochondrion. Gene Ontology annotation, biological process: L-valine catabolic process; thymine catabolic process.
GGUUGAGGUGGACGGGGCUGUGUUUGAGCAGGGGGUCGCGCGCAGAAUGGCGGCGGUGGCAGCAGCAGCUGUGCGGGGCGCCCAAGGAGGCCACAUGCAUCGCCGCCUCUGGCUCGGGAUCUCUAAGAAAGUCACUCCCAACUGGCAUUCUUCAUCAUUCUUUUCAUCCUCCUCAGUGCCAACAACCAAGCUGUUCAUCGAUGGCAAGUUUGUUGAGUCCAAAACCAAUGAUUGGCUUGAUAUCCACAACCCAGCCACUAAUGAGGUGGUUGGCCGUGUCCCAAAAGCCACACAGAGCGAGAUGGAAGCAGCAGUGGCUUCCUGCAAAAAGUCAUUCCAGAAUUGGUCUGAGACAUCAAUUCUGAGCCGACAGCAAGUGUUUCUACGAUAUCAACAGCUCAUCAAAGAUAAUCUGAAAGAAAUUUCAAAACUUAUAACCUUGGAGCAAGGGAAGACCUUAGCCGAUGCAGAAGGAGACGUGUUCCGAGGCCUCCAGGUUGUUGAACAUGCCUGCAGCGUGACAUCCCUUAUGUUGGGCGAGACCCUUCCCUCCAUCACUAAAGACAUGGACACCUACACAUAUCGCUUACCCUUGGGAGUAUGUGCAGGCAUUGCGCCCUUCAAUUUCCCAGCCAUGAUUCCUCUUUGGAUGUUUCCCAUGGCCAUGGUGUGUGGAAACACUUUCUUGAUGAAGCCUUCAGAACGCGUCCCUGGAGCUCUCAUGUUUCUUGCCAAAUUGCUGCAGGAUGCGGGUGCCCCUGAUGGAACACUGAACAUCAUUCAUGGGCAACAUGAAGCUGUGAAUUUUAUUUGUGAGCAUCCCGAUAUUAAAGCUAUCAGUUUUGUGGGAUCUAAUCAGGCUGGAGAAUAUAUCUAUGAAAGAGGCUCUAAGCAUGGGAAGAGAGUCCAAGCCAAUAUGGGAGCUAAGAACCAUGGAGUAGUGAUGCCAGAUGCCAACAAGGAGAAUACUCUAAAUCAGCUGGUUGGAGCAGCUUUUGGAGCAGCCGGGCAACGAUGCAUGGCUUUAUCUACAGCAAUCCUAGUAGGAGAGGCUAAGCAAUGGCUGCCAGAGCUGGUGGAGAGAGCUAAAAAGCUUCGAGUCAAUGCAGGAGACCAACCUGGGGCAGAUCUGGGCCCCCUGAUCAGCCCACAGGCCAAGGAACGUGUCUGUCAGCUGAUAGACACUGGAGCAAAGGAAGGCGCUAGUGUUCUCCUUGAUGGACGAAAUAUCAGAGUGAAAGGUUUUGAAAAUGGCAAUUUUGUUGGACCGACUGUCCUUGCUAAAGUCAAGCCUAAUAUGACCUGCUAUAAGGAGGAAAUCUUUGGACCAGUUCUAGUGGUUCUGGAAGCCGACACUUUGGAUGAUGCAAUAGAAAUAAUAAAUGAGAAUCCCUAUGGGAAUGGAACAGCAAUCUUCACCACAAAUGGUGCCACUGCUCGGAAAUACUCACAUUUAGUGGAUGUUGGACAGAUUGGUGUGAAUGUUCCAAUUCCAGUGCCUUUGCCAAUGUUUUCCUUUACUGGCUCUCGUGGUUCCUUUAGGGGAGACACCAAUUUCUAUGGCAAGCAGGGCGUGCAGUUCUAUACACAGUUGAAGACAAUCACUUCUCAGUGGAAAGAAGAAGAUGCCACUGUUGCCAAACCUGCUGUAGUAAUGCCAACCAUGGGAAACUAAAGCAGCUUGUUGUACUUGUUAAGAGUUGCUGUUGAAAGUAUUGCUGGUCUAUUAUUCUUGGACGUUCCAUGUUGCCCUUGGCAGUACGAAGGCCCUACAUGAUGGGCCCUUUAUCUAAAAUCAGACUGGCCAACAUCCUUUAACACAUUUUUUUUUCUUUUAUCAGCUAAUCAAUUUCAUUUUUCUUGUAGAGGAAAUACUCAGUUGUGAGUCAUCAGGUAAAGGAAAAUCAGAUAUAUUUUUUUGCCCCAUUCAUGCUGUUGAGAAUCCACAAUCUGUAUUCCAUGGAAUGUGUGUUUUUGAGCACCAGAUCCUGCAGUUGCUAAUGUCAUUGGUUUUAUAACUUAAAUAUCUGGUUUUAAUUGACUUUCUCAAUUCUUCCCCAAGGAACUCUAGGGAAUUAAAGAAUCUGAGUUUCUUAUAACAGGACUGAAAAGCAAAUUCAACUAAAUGAGUGUUUUAAAGAUUUUCACAUGCAACAAAAAGCUGUUCCAAGUUCUAGGUCUUGAAGAGUUAGCAAAACUGCACCUUCGUUAGAAUAUUACUUUCCAACAAACAUGGAAGUGGUACAAUAACUUCAGUUCCAAAUGAAGAGAUGUGCCUACAUACUAUUUUUGCACUGAAUAUUUUUUUACAAGAAGAAUGAGUGUGAAUAGUUUCUUGGAUGCUAGGCAGCAUUUUUUAAAGCAGUUUCUUUUCUCAACACCCCUUUAACUGGGAUAUUGCUUCCCAGUGCAAAAAUGUAAGUGGGAAAAUAAAAAUUCUAGUACUACGCACAGGCAAGUUUGUCAUCCUAUAUACAGCAAUUACAUAUAUGGUUUAAGAUAGAAGUGCUGGACUGAACAACAAAGGGUGGUAUGUAUUGAAUUAGCUAGAUGUGAUGGACAAAGUCAUGCGUCAGCAGAAUGAAGGAUACAGCGGUGCAACUUUACAGUCCACAAAGGUUUUAACAGUUUUGAAAGACUCAAAAGUAUUUCCUUCACCAUAUAAUCAAGAAGAUUGGUUUCCUUUAACAGUCUCUGUUUUGUAAGCAGCAAGUACUUAAAUGAAAUAUGAACCUUUGCUGAAAUGGUUAUUCAUCCAUAUACUAGAUAAUUUCACACUGCUGUUAAUCAUGAAUAAAAUCGCUGUUAAAUGAA